Molecule: messenger RNA, 157 nt
Organism: Monoraphidium neglectum
Lineage: Eukaryota; Viridiplantae; Chlorophyta; Chlorophyceae; Sphaeropleales; Selenastraceae
Exons: 1
Source: RefSeq, a predicted model, not a curated record
AUGCAGUUCCUGCGCACCCCGAAGGAGCGGGAGCCGCCCAGCCCGGGCACGGGCCUGGGCGGGGGCAGCUACUAUGAGCUAAGCAUGUACAAGGAGAGCCCUGCGGGCGAGGUGGCGCUGGAGGAGUUCGAAAAGAUCGCACUCGACCGCCUGCGAA